ACAUAAUUCUCUCAUCCUCAUCCAAGGCUAGGCUAGGUGAUCAACGAUGAAUAUGGCCGGUAUAGAAGAUUCUGUCCGUCCUCCUUCUGUACUAAUAAAUUCCUCUGCCUCCUCCUCCACCACUAAUAAUAAUAAUUGCCAGACGUUGGAUCAUCAUCAUCAUCAAAAUGAUUUCUUCACUUCUACAAAUCUCACCGUCAAAAUUCCAAACAACCAUGGAAGAGGACUAAAACAAGAAGAAGAAGAAGAAGGGUAUACGACAUCCACAUCCUCUGACCGGAGAAUUCCACCGGUUCCUAUCCGUUGCCCGCCGGCGCCAAGAAAACCCAAGCCACGCCCAACGCCGGCCAAGAGAACAAGAACAGGUCGCCGGAUAAUUGUUUUGGAUCUCUCAACAGAUAUUGAUUUCUUAUUCCCGCCCACUCACCAUCUAAUCAAAUGUUCUAGUAGUACUCAUGAUGAUGAUGAUGAUGAUGGUAAGAUCAUCAAGAAAUUUAGAACAGAUAAUAAUUAGUUAACUAACCCAAUUAGUUAUAUAUAUUUAUUACGAUUAAUUUGAUGCUAUAGCUUUUCUUCAUUUCUUCCA
Molecule: messenger RNA, 586 nt
Organism: Impatiens glandulifera
Lineage: Eukaryota; Viridiplantae; Streptophyta; Magnoliopsida; Ericales; Balsaminaceae
Exons: 1
Coding region: 47-514 (155 amino acids)
Biological process (GO): regulation of DNA endoreduplication
Source: RefSeq, a predicted model, not a curated record